AAUCAUUUUAGGUGUAAGGUAGAUACUCCUAUUACAUUACUUACCUUAUAUUACUAGUUUCGUUAAUAUUUGUACAAAUCAAGAUGGUUAUAGCCAAAGUUUACAAAUAUCUAUAUAAGUUUCGAGGAUUUCCGAAAUUUUCUGAUUUAAAAUUGGUAGAAGAGGAAUUACCAGAAAUUGAAAAUGGCGAAUUUUUAGCAGAAGCCGUAUAUCUUAGUGUGGAUCCAUACAUGAGAGCCUAUGCACCAAACUUACCCAUCGGUUCAACUAUGAUUGGUUCACAAGUUGCUAAGAUUACAGAAAGCAAAAAUCCUGACUACCCAGUGGGUAAAUACGUUGUAGCACAUUUUGGAUGGAGAACACAUACCAUCUCAAAGGGAAAGGAAGAGGGAGCUGUUUUUCAACCUCUAAUUCUACCUGAUUUUGAAGGCUUGCCAAUUUCCUAUGGUAUUGGGAUUUUAGGAUUAGUAGGAAAUACCGCCUAUUUUGGUUUACUAGAUAUCUGUAAGCCUAAGGAAGGAGAAACAGUAGUCGUUUCUGGUGCAGCAGGAGGUGUAGGUUCAAUAGUAGGACAAAUUGCAAAAAUUCAUGGUUGUAAGGUUAUAGGAAUCGCAGGAUCAGAUGAAAAGGGCAAAUGGUUGACGGAAGAGCUUGGUUUCGAUCAUUUUAUUAAUUACAAAACUGACGAUGUUGAAAAGGCUUUAAAAGCCGCAGCACCCAAUGGGGUUGACUGUUAUUUUGAUAAUGUUGGUGGGGAUAUCAGCUCAACUGUCAUCUAUCAGAUGAAUCAUUUCGGACGUAUUUCUGUUUGUGGAUCUAUUUCGUCUUACAAUAAUAUAAAUGAAGCUGAAGAUAUUCUUAUUCAGUUCCCUCUAGUCUUCAAACAGCUGAGGAUGGAAGGUUUUAACGUUUCUAGAUGGGCCGGUGAUAGAUAUAUAGAAGGAAUAAAACAGAAUCUUCAGUGGAUCAAAGAAGGAAAAUUGAAGUGUCGAGAAACUGUGACAAACGGAUUUGAAAAUAUGUUCGAUGCAUUUACAGAAAUGCUUAAGGGGAAGAACGUUGGCAAAGCUGUUGUUAAAGUCUAGAUAGAAUAAAUUGUUAAG
This is a messenger RNA of Psylliodes chrysocephalus, 1103 nucleotides long. The record is from the annotation of a GenBank genome assembly. NCBI's taxonomy places the organism in Eukaryota, Metazoa, Arthropoda, Insecta, Coleoptera, Chrysomelidae.